Messenger RNA from Sphenostylis stenocarpa, 933 nucleotides. Lineage: Eukaryota; Viridiplantae; Streptophyta; Magnoliopsida; Fabales; Fabaceae. The record is from the annotation of a GenBank genome assembly.
AUGUCUUGCGUUGCCAAGGGUAUGAAUCAGGAUUUGAAAAAAGCUGCCUCUAACGGUCACGGGAAAAUGGUAAUUUCCAAAGAACAUCAGGCAAAGAUCACUGAGGUUAGAAGGUUGAUAGGGCCAUCGUCAGCCAAGGAAUCACUGUACUGUUCUGAUGCAUCCAUCACAAGGUAUUUAAGCUCACGAAAUUGGAAUGUCAACAAGGCAGCCCAAAUGUUGAAGCAAAGCCUAAAAUGGAGGAAAGAAUACAAACCUGAAGAGAUUCGCUGGGACGAGGUUGCUGAUGAAGCAAGGACAGGGUUGAUGUAUAAACCAAAUUAUCAUGACAAAUAUGGGCGAUCAGUGCUUGUAAUGAGACCUUGUCUCCAGAACUCAAAGUCAACACAAGGACAGAUUAAGCAUUUUGUGUACUGCAUGGAAAGCGCCAUUUUAAAUCUUGCACCAAAUCAGGAACAGGUGGUCUGGCUGGUAGAUUUCCAGGGUUUCAAGUUGUCAAAUAUAUCGUUCAAGGUGGCUCGUGAAACUGCCCACGUGGUGCAAGAGUAUUAUCCAAAGCGACUGGGUUUGGCCAUAUUGUACAAUGCACCUAUGAUCUUCCAACCAUUUUUCUCGAUGGUGAAACCCUUUUUAGAGAUUGAGACUUAUAACAAAAUAAAGUUUGGCUAUUCGAACGACCACAGUACAAAGAAGAUUAUGGAGGAUUUGUUUGAUAAGGAUAUUCUUGAAUCUGCAUUUGGUGGGAAUGGAGAAACAGGAAUUGACAUCAACAAAUAUGCGGAGAGAAUGAAAGAGGAUGACAAUAAGAAAUUUUCAUUUUGGACACAGGCCAAGUCUAUAUCAUCAGUUGCACACAAUGCUCCAUUAGAUUCACUCAGGUUAGAUGCACAUUCUGAUGCAUCUAACAACGGGAAAAUUCUUGUUCCUAACUGA